UCGACGUCUUAAAAAGAAGACGCGUACUAAUAAAAGAACUUUUUAUUAUUGGGAUCGCAAUACUCCUCUUUGUCAGAAAACGUAUCUUAAUAUGUUAGGAAUUGGCCGCACGCACUUCGAAAACGUCAGAAAUCAUCUAGUAACGAAUGGUAUAAUACCACGCGUUCAUGGUAACAUCAAACGAGUACCGCGAUGGAAAACCAAAAUAACCAUUGACAUAACCGUUGCCACUACCGUAAAGAAUUUUCUCGAAAACUAUGCUGAAAUUCAUGGACUACCAAGUCCGGGUAGAAAUGUCAAUCGCAUUACUCAAUCGCUUACACUUUUGCCAGCUGAAACAAGUUACAAGUCAGUCUAUCAUGAUUUUAUUGCAGGCCUCGAAAACGACAGCACGUUGAAAUUGUUAAAAUAUGAUGCAUUCCGCAAGUUAUGGCACCAAUUAACGCCUUAUAUUCAAAUUAUGAGUCCAAGAACGGAUUUAUGUGACACGUGCCAACAUUUUCGGAACGGCUUACAAUACAAUGCUCGCAAGGAAGAAGAAGCGAAAAAUUUAUUGAAAAAAUUCAAAGAACAUCUAGUUAAAGCUAAGUUAGAGAGAAAUUAUUACAACAAAAAUACGAAAUUAGCAGAACAGCAGAGGAAAUUGGUAGAUGAGCAGUUUAUAAUAAGAGGUAAAGCUGAUUAUUGUAGCGUUGACGCUACUGCUCAUUACAGUUACGAUUGGGCACAAAACGUUCACGUGCCCCAUUCUGAUCAACAAGCAAGUAAGAUCUAUUAUCUUAGUCCGCGUAAAGUGCAUUUAUUUGGUAUACAAGAUGAAGCA
Molecule: messenger RNA, 823 nt
Organism: Dentiscutata erythropus
Lineage: Eukaryota; Fungi; Glomeromycota; Glomeromycetes; Diversisporales; Gigasporaceae
Source: the annotation of a GenBank genome assembly